UUUGAUUUUGAGCUAAGAACAAUGGCACAGCCUUCUGGGUAUGCUGAAACAGACCCAUCUGGUCGCUAUGGACGGUUUAGAGAGAUUCUGGGGAAAGGAGCGAUGAAGACGGUAUACAAAGCCUUUGAUGAGGUGCUUGGGAUUGAAGUGGCAUGGAACCAAGUCCAGCUCAAAGAUGUGUUCCAUUCCCCUGAGGAACUACAACGUCUCUACUCAGAAGUUCAUCUCCUAAAGAACCUCAACCACGACUCGAUCAUCCGAUUCUACGCUUCUUGGAUCGAUACUCAUCGUCGAACCUUCAACUUCAUCACCGAAAUGUUCACCUCUGGCAGCCUUAGAGAGUACCGACAAAAACAUCGAAACAUCAAUAUCGAAGCGAUCAAGAACUGGUCUCGACAAAUCCUACACGGCCUAGCUUAUCUUCAUGGACAUGAUCCUCCUGUAAUCCAUAGAGAUCUUAAAUGUGAUAACAUAUUCAUCAAUGGCCAUCUUGGGCAAGUUAAAAUUGGUGACUUGGGACUUGCAACUAUCCUUCAUGAUUCUCAACACGCUCAUAGUGUCAUAGGUACACCCGAGUUCAUGGCACCGGAGCUGUAUGAUGAGGAUUAUAAUGAGCUUGUAGAUGUUUAUUCCUUUGGAAUGUGUUUGAUUGAGAUGCUCACUUUGGAGUAUCCUUAUAGCGAGUGCUCCAACCCUGCUCAGAUAUACAAGAAAGUCACUUCGGGAAAGUUGCCAAAUGCGUUCUAUGGGAUCAAAGACUUGGAGGCCCAAAAUUUUGUAAAGAAAUGCUUGGAGAAUGUUUCAAAGAGGGUGCCUGCCAAAGAGCUCUUGCUUGACCCAUUUCUAGCUUCCAAUAACAACAAUGGCUCUCAUCAAGAACACUUCUUGUGUUCAUCACAAACUCCAAACAAUUCAAUGUCAAGAAGGACAGACAUGGUCAUUUCUGGAUCAAUGAAUCCCAACGACGAUACCGUUUUUCUAAAAGUGCAUAUCAAAGUGAAGAACGGUAAAGCUAAGAACGUACACUUUGCUUUCGACACAAUAAACGAUACAGCCAUCGACGUUGCGACUGAGAUGGUUAAAGAGUUGGAAAUCGGUGAUUGGGAUCCGAGUGAGAUAGCUAUGAUGAUAAAGAAUGAGAUAUCCACAUUGAUACCCAAUUGGGAGGAGUAUCAUCAAGAUAGCUUCAACUAUGAUGAACAAGAAGAAGACGGUGGCGACGAUGAUGAAAGCUACGUAACCCGACAUCCUUUCUACUCGUGCUCCUCCCAUGCCUCCUCCUCAAAUUCUCUUGAGGGUUUCUACUCUUUCUAUGAGAAUUCCCAUCAUCAUAUUUUGGAUGGUGUGAAUAUUGAUGAUGAUGAUAAAGGUUCUUCCUUCAAUUACUCUGAAGUAAGCUUUUGUUCAAUCAAUGAAGAUGAGUAUGGAAGAGAUCCUCAAUGCAUAUCAACCACCAAGAACCCUACAAGAUUUUGCCCUACCAUGAAGAUAGACACGCACCAUUUGAGGUAUAAGGACACUAAAGUAAUGGUGGAUCGAGAAGCGUUCGAGAGACGAUCCCGAUCUGAUAACUCAGCUAGACUUACGAGGGUGAAGUCAAUGGUGAACCUCCGUAGCGAGGCGUUGCACCGAUCGUUAGUUGAGAUGUUGUUGAAGAAGCGAUUGUUUAAUACGGUGGAUGCCAUGGAGAAUAUUGGAUACCAAAAGCCAUAGGGUAACCUAAUGUUCAUCAAGAACCAACAAAGUAAUGUUCUUGAUGUUCAUGAAUGGUUUCAUUAGGGGUUGGAGGAUUUGUGUAUAAAUAAAUGAAACAAACUUAAAUGUGUGCUUGUAUUUGUUUUGCAUUUGUAAAAUGUGUGAAACAUAAUGCUUCGAUAAUUAAACGUAGUCUAGGUUA
Cucurbita moschata (crookneck pumpkin) is the source of this 1897-nucleotide messenger RNA. Its product is annotated as probable serine/threonine-protein kinase WNK5. Gene Ontology annotation, biological process: intracellular signal transduction; protein phosphorylation. Gene Ontology annotation, molecular function: ATP binding; protein serine/threonine kinase activity. Bases 22 to 1713 code for a protein of 563 amino acids. The transcript is spliced from 6 exons. Lineage: Eukaryota; Viridiplantae; Streptophyta; Magnoliopsida; Cucurbitales; Cucurbitaceae. The record is from RefSeq and is a predicted model, not a curated record. Gene Ontology annotation, cellular component: cytoplasm.